Elaeis guineensis (African oil palm) is the source of this 948-nucleotide messenger RNA. RefSeq lists its product as uncharacterized. NCBI's taxonomy places the organism in Eukaryota, Viridiplantae, Streptophyta, Magnoliopsida, Arecales, Arecaceae. The record is from RefSeq and is a predicted model, not a curated record. Gene Ontology annotation, molecular function: protein phosphatase inhibitor activity. Gene Ontology annotation, cellular component: cytoplasm.
GGGCUCGGCACGUUAUGUUUGUUUUAGCAUCGCCAGCACUGUUUGGGAUCUUGGCGUUGAGGGAUCUUGGAAGCCAGAAAGGCUCACGCUAUCUUGGAGAAAAAGGCCGAUUCUUCUCGUCGGAGCUUGUCUGAAGGACUUGUUUGAGCACACUGAUGUCAGACAUGAAGGCUGCUGAAGCCAACGAGCAAUUAUGUACAGACAGUAGUGUCAAAGAGAAGGUUGAUGGCGAUGCUUCCACUAAGGACCCUAAAAUUUUGGACCAAAAUGAAGGGAAUUCCAUGCUGUCACCCCAAGAAGAGGAGGAAGAAAUAAAGAAGAAAUAUGGAGGAAUUUUACCCAAAAAACCCCCACUUAUAUCCAAGGACCAUGAACGUGCUUACUUUGAUUCUGCUGAUUGGGCUUUAGGAAAGCAAGGAGGGCAACCUCACAAGCCCAAAGGACCCCUUGAGGCACUUCGGCCUAAAUUGCAGCCUACACCUCAACAACAAGUUCGUUCCCGCCGUUCAGUCUAUGCAUCUACUGAGAAUGAAGAUGGUGGUAAUGCUGCUUCUGAGGAUGUGAACAACCAUAAUAGCACCAACAAUGAGAACCGCAACAACCUGUAAUUGUAUGUUAUUGAGUCUUACUGCUGGUGAGCCUUCGGCUUUACUAGCUUUAUUCAUAGAAAAUGCAAUGGCUCUUCCACGAAUAAGUGAUGAUGAUGUUUUCCUAUGAGAACUUGAUGAUGCAGUGUUGAUUGCAGCCAAGGCUUGUGCUAGUAGACUUGCAGCAUGCAAGAUUUUUGUAGGCACGGAAUGUAUUAUCCCAUAUAAUAAAUUCCAUGGAUGGCUUGACAUUAAAGUGCAUCCUUCCCUCUUUGUGAUUAUAGACGUGUUGCAUGCUAAUAUUGUGGGGAAUUGGAAAAUGCUGCGGAUUAUUAUUUAUAAGAUUCCAAAUGUUUGGCAU